GUAGGGGGACAGGCCCGACCUAACCGUAGCCGUUCGAGGUCGAGCCAUCCCUUCCCUGCCACUCGGCUAACAUAUCUUGGGUGGGAUGUCGCUGGAGCGCAACAUCGCUCUCUUGCGCAGCCGCGAACUCGGCGCGAGCACGAAGCAGCCCCACCACAAGCGGCCCUUCUCCCCCUUCGACCUCAACGAGGGCGUCGUGAAGUAUCGCCCCGCGAUCUCAGAAGAGGAACUCGACGGGUUCUGGCGGGCGCCCGAGUCCAAGCCCGAGUCGGCGGUGGCGCUGCAGGCGGCUCCAGCCAGCGAGCCGACGAGAUGGGUGGGGGCGGCGGUGUUGGCGCUCCGCGCGCGGCGACCCGGCGGAGGCCACGGAGUCACGGAGGCCUCGCCCGCCGCGGCCGGGGAGCCGGCCGCGGAGCCCGUCGCCGAGCACGUCGAGACGGCCACAGCCCCCCCGUGUAGGCACCGGGACGAUCGAAAUGGGUCGGAGGAGGAAAAGCUACCCAUUCCGCUGCCGAUCCAUCGUUUUCGCUUUUUUGGGGCCUCCUGGGAAGCCCUCGUCGCCACCGCUGAGUUUGCCUCGACGUCAUCCUGGUCAGAACGCACCCCUGGAGAGGUCUGGGGAGUAGCGGUAUCGGUACCUCUUGGUUCCCCCAAGUGAUACGGAAAGGCUGGGGACGAGUUCUUGCUGAUUUUUUGAAGCGUUGUCUGAAGAGGACCCGCUGUCGGCGUCGCCGCGGACGCUGCCCAUUUUGGACCAGAGGUCGCAUGGCCCAUAGCGGCCGCUGCCGGUUUUCGGUUUUUGGACAACCGCUUUGCACAUGUGCAUCGUGCCGGCUCUUGCCGCAUCCAUUUUUCAAGAGGGAAAUAUCUAAGAUUCCAAAGCACCGGGGGCCUAGGCCCUGGGCCGGCACACCCUCCCAGAUUUCCCACUCUAAAGGGGGCU
Molecule: messenger RNA, 943 nt
Organism: Prorocentrum cordatum
Lineage: Eukaryota; Dinophyceae; Prorocentrales; Prorocentraceae
Source: the annotation of a GenBank genome assembly